GUUGAAGGAGAAAGUUUUGAGGUCAAUGACAAAAAUAAAAUUGAAGAAGAAAAAUAUAACAAAUCAGGAAACAGAGAGCAGUAGUCUAAAAUAAGCUAUCUUCAAAAUGCAUAAAUUCUCUUUCAUCUACUGAUUUUGCAGACCUAGCUUCAGACAUAGACCUGCUUAAAUUCCAUGAAAUAACCCAAGUCCUGAGGAUGCCUCUGAACACUCGUCGGGGCCAAGACAUUGACAAAGUUGCUGACUAUCUCAAGAACUUCAAGUUCCAGAUGAAGGAAAUCAAUGAAUGUAUCAACUUACUGAGCAAGAAAGAUUCAUCAGAAUCAGGAAAUACCCUUAAGGUAUUGGCCCAAGACAUGCAGCUUGAGGUCCUCAAUAAUGACGAGAUCGUGUUCGAUUAUGGCGAUGUGGAGAACUCAAAUUUUUAUAUUAUCCUGAGAGGUUAUGUCGGUGUGAAAGUUCCAACUGAAGUAAAACUUGAGCCCAUGAACGAUAUGGAGUUCUACUCCUAUCUUCUAAAGAACAAAGAUCAGAUUGUUCUGGAAAAAUCUGAAAUUGAUCCAAAUUUCAUUGAAACUCUAAAAGAAAAUAAGAAUGAGUCUAAACUGGGCAUAAAAUAAAUCCAAAACUCUUAUGUUGAAGAAAGAUAGCUUUAAAUAAUAGCAAAGAAAAGGUUGAGAGAAAAGUCUGCAUUAUGAAAGAAGUCAGCACACUUUCUGAUGGGGACAGCUUUGGUGAACUCGCUCUUCUUAGUAAUAAAUCCAGAGCAGCAACAAUUUAUUGUAAACAAGACCCAAAUAGAUCAGGAUUUGCAAGAAAUAAGCAUUACUUCGCGAUUCUGGGCAGGAAGGAUUUUCAGAAAACACUAGGACGAGCCCAAAAGAAGCAAUUACAGUUAAAAACUGACUUUUUACAGAAUUUCAAGAUAUUUUCUCAUUUUACCUUGCAAACUCUUCAAAAAUUAUCGUACUAUAUGGAAGAGAGGCAUUUUAUCCUAAACCAAACGAUAUGAAAGCAAGCUGAAGAGGCUAAGGGAGUUUUCCUUAUCAAAGAAGGCGAAUUCGAGAUGACAAAGCAUAACCCAUUAAAGAAGAACAAUUCCAUCCAAUCAAAAAUUAGUAGCUCGAGUUCUCAUGUGGUGAGAAUGAGUGAUGUAUCAAAGCUCUAAAAGAGAUCAGGAUCUGAAUAAUCUCAAAGCACCAGAUCUUCGGCCAUUUAGAAUGUAUUGAGGAUUUACCAAUGAACAUCACUGUAAAGGCUAUUAAAUAACAAUUGUUCUGCAUAUUUCAUCUCUAAAGAAGAGUUCAGGGAGAGGUUCAAUACAAAGCAUGCUAAAGAACUUCUGUUAAGACAAAAAUAACUUGAGUAGCAUUGACAGUAUUGAUUCGAGAAUUCAGACCAGAGAGGGAUUGAUCAACAAAGCACAUUGCAGCUCUAUGAAUCUUAUAUAAUUCAGGACCAGUUAAAUUAUGAGGAUGAAGGGGACAUAAUCAAAAAACUUCAGAUUAAAAAUGCCAUUGAAAAAGACGACCCAUUCUUUCAGGAAGAAGUAGUUCGCACUAGAUGGGCUAUGAAAAAGAAGUUGCUUAAUACAAGUCCUAAAAGGGGAAUUAAAAAGUCAGAUAAUUUUGACAUUUCAAAACCUCCUCUCGGAUCUAUAAGCAACAAAGAUCAGCUAGAGAGAAAGUUGAGGUUUACUAUUAUGAAUGAAGGGCCUAAUCUUGAACUGACUAGCAAGACUAAUGUGCUUUCACAUAAGAAUGAAAUCAAUUAUAUCUUAGAGAAAUAAGGAUGAGACUAUCAGAGCUCUUGACCGUAAAAUCUCAAAAUACCUAUCCAAAUAAAUACAAAACCCACCACUCAGGCCUCACCAGGCCACUUUCCCGAAUAAAAUUCCUGAAGAAGAGUAAAAUGAGUGUUCUCCCUAAGCCAACUACAAAAAGUCCCCAGAAGAAAGCUAAAAGUCAAAGCCUUAACAAAUCUCUGCUGAAGAAAUUUAGAAAUGAGAAAAUACAUAGCUCGUCGCGUAAAGAUUUCUUGCUGAAUGUCAGUGGGAUUGGGUGUGAUACAGAGAAGACAGCGAAAAAGUCCUUGCUCCCUGUCUUAAAGCCAAAGGUACGACAGAAGAAAGUUGUUAAAGUUAUGAAAUUUAAGCAAAAAUCGAAGAAAAGUCAAUACCAACGAUAUGAUUCGGGCUUGAAAAGUAUGCAUCCAAUUACAGAACCUGAUAUAAAGAUAUCUAGAAGUUUCCAAAAAGUGUUUCAUGUCAGAGCUCUAAGUGAGGAUAAACGAAGUUUUGAGCUCUAAGGUUUUAAUAUAUUUAUCCAAAGUAUC
Molecule: messenger RNA, 2334 nt
Organism: Moneuplotes crassus
Lineage: Eukaryota; Ciliophora; Spirotrichea; Euplotida; Euplotidae
Source: the annotation of a GenBank genome assembly